Messenger RNA from Lepidothrix coronata (blue-crowned manakin), 2398 nucleotides. RefSeq names its product pogo transposable element with ZNF domain (gene POGZ). The annotation marks the transcript as partial. Gene Ontology annotation, molecular function: DNA-binding transcription factor activity, RNA polymerase II-specific; RNA polymerase II cis-regulatory region sequence-specific DNA binding. The record is from RefSeq and is a predicted model, not a curated record. Lineage: Eukaryota; Metazoa; Chordata; Aves; Passeriformes; Pipridae. The transcript is spliced from 8 exons. Gene Ontology annotation, biological process: regulation of DNA-templated transcription.
CAGGGCUUUCCCGUGAGGAACGUGAGGCCCGUCCAGAACACCAUGAACCAGGUCGGGAUCGUGCUCAACGUCCAGCAAGGGCAGACAGUGAGACCCAUCACCCUCGUGCCAGGUAAGGGCUCCUUUUUAGGGCUAAACCCACCAAAAAUGACAUUUCCAACUCAUGUUUCCCAGGGGGAGGUUCAGCUCUGUGGUGGGAAUUUUUACUGCUGCCCCGAGAUGGUGGAGUUCCUGAAGAAGAGGAAAUCCCUGGAUUCAGAGCCCCCCCUGCAGUCCCCCAAACCCCCGUCCCCGGAGAAACCCCCGGCAGGAGCCCCCCCUGCCCCGUGCCCGGCGGUGCCAGCCCUGUCCCCCUGUGCCAAGGGCCCUGAGGGGGGUGAAGGGGGCCCAGACUCUGCCCAGAGCAAGCUCAUCAUGCUGGUGGAUGAUUUCUACUACGGCCGGGACGGGGGCAAGGGUGCCCAGCUGCUGCCCUUCCCCAAGGUGCCCACGUCCUUCCGCUGCCCACACUGCACCAAGAGGCUCAAGAACAACAUCAGGUUCAUGAACCACAUGAAGCACCACGUGGAGCUGGACCAGCAGAACGGCGAGGUGGACGUGCACACCAUCUGCCAGCACUGCUACAGGCAGUUCUCCACCCCCUUCCAGCUCCAGUGCCACCUGGAGAACGUCCACAGCCCCUACGAGUCCACCACCAAGUGCAAGAUCUGUGAGUGGGCCUUCGAGAGCGAGCCCAUGUUCCUGCAGCACAUGAAGGACACCCACAAGCCUGGGGAGAUGCCCUACGUGUGCCAGGCAGCUCUUGAGGGAAUGAGGCACCAGAAGAAGAGUGUUUAUCACUGCAACAAGUGCAGGCUCCAGUUCCUCUUCGCCAAGGACAAAAUCGAGCACAAGCUGCAGCACCACAAAACCUUCCGCAAGCCCAAGCAGUUGGAAGGGUUAAAACCUGGCACCAAGGUGACAAUCAGGGCGUCCAGGGGACAACCGCGGACGUUGCCGGUCUCUUCCAACGACAUGUCCCAGGGCAUGGGACAGGACACAGCUCCUCUGUCCUCAUCCUCAGACCCCCAGCCCAUCUUCCUGUACCCUCCUGUCCAGAGGAACGUCCAGAAAAGAGCCGUCAAAAAAAUGGGAGGAAUUUUUUCCUCUCCCCCGCAGGCGUCCCAGGAGGAGAACCUGGAGGGGAAGUACCUGAGCCUGGAGGCCGAGGAGAAGCUGGCGGAGUGGGUGCUGACCCAGCGGGAGCAGCAGCUGCCCGUCAACGAGGAGACCCUCUUCCAGAAGGCCACCAAGAUCGGGCGCUCGCUGGAAGGGGGCUUCAAGAUCUCCUACGAGUGGGCCGUGAGGUUCAUGCUGAGGCACCACCUGAGCACCCACACGCGCCGGGCCGUGGCCCAGCCGCUGCCCAAGGGCGUGGAGGACAGCGCCGGCUCCUUCAUCGAGUUCGUGCAGCGCCAGAUCCACACGCAGGACCUGCCCCUGUCCAUGAUCGCCGCCGUGGACGAGAUCUCCCUGUUCCUGGACGCCGAGGUGCUGGGCGGCGGCGGCGACGACCGCAAGGAGAACGCCCUGCAGACCGUGGGCAACGGCGAGCCCUGGUGCGACGUGGUGCUGGCCAUCCUGGCCGACGGCACCGUCCUGCCCGCCCUGGUGCUCUACCGGGGCCACGUGCGGGCGCCCGCCAACGUGCCCGAGUCCAUCCUGCUGGAGGCCCGGGAGGGCGGCUACAGCGACGACGAGGUCAUGGAGCUGUGGGCGUCGCGCGUGUGGCACGAGCACGUGGCCUGCCAGAGCGGCAAGGGCAUGCUGGUGCUGGACUGCCACCGGACCCACCUGAGCGAGGAGGUGCUGGCCGUGCUCAGCUCCUCCAGCACCCUGCCCGCCGUGGUGCCCGCCGGCUGCAGCUCCAAAAUCCAGCCCCUGGACGUUUGCGUCAAGAGGACCGUGAAAAACUUCUUGCACAAAAAGUGGAAGGAGCAGGCCAAGGAGAUGGCGGAGGACUCCACGUGCGACUCGGACAUCCUCCUGCAGCUGGUCUUGUGCUGGCUGGCCGAGGCGCUGGAGGUCAUCGGGGACUCGCCGGAGCUGGUGCAGCAAUCCUUCCUGGUGGCCAGCGUCCUGCCCGGCCCCGACGGCACGGCCAACUCGCCGGCGCGCAACGGGGACAUGCAGGAGGAGCUCAUCGCCUCGCUGGAGGAGCAGCUCAAGCUGGGCCGGGGGGAGGAGGAACCCCCCGAGCCCCAGGAGGGGGAGACCCAUCCCGAGGAGGCGGCGGAUCCCGAAAUCCUCCACCGGCUCUUCGAGGGAGAGAGCGAGACCGAGUCGUUCUACGGCUUCGAGGACGCCGAGCUGGAGCUGAUGGAGGAGGAGGCCUGAGCCAGGAGGCACAAAAAGAACA